Molecule: messenger RNA, 5624 nt
Organism: Zalophus californianus (California sea lion)
Lineage: Eukaryota; Metazoa; Chordata; Mammalia; Carnivora; Otariidae
Gene: ATF1
Product: activating transcription factor 1
Exons: 8
Coding region: 260-1192 (310 amino acids)
Biological process (GO): regulation of transcription by RNA polymerase II
Cellular component (GO): nucleus; ATF4-CREB1 transcription factor complex
Molecular function (GO): RNA polymerase II cis-regulatory region sequence-specific DNA binding; DNA-binding transcription factor activity, RNA polymerase II-specific; protein binding
Source: RefSeq, a predicted model, not a curated record
CCCCCCUCUCCGCCCCCGCCCCCGGCCUGGUGUAGAUCAUGCCGCCAGUGGCGGCCCUGACUGCCGAGGAAACGGUAGCCUAGGACAGUUGGCUGUUAAGUGACACUUAUUCUCCCCGCUCCUCCUGACCCCUGAGACAGAGGCACGUCCCCCGCCGCGUGAGGGGGUGGGGAAGUGGGUAGAGAAUUCGGAUCCACCUGGGAGGGGGGAGUGGAAGUUCCCGCCCCGGACAGCGGCGAGGCGGCAGCCACAGUUGAUUAUGGAAGAUUCCCACAAGAGUAACACUUCAGAGGCAGCGCCGCAACCUGGUUCAACGGUUCAGGGAGCUCAUAUUUCUCAUAUUGCUCAACAGAUGGCAUUAAGAGGAUCUGCGCCAGUGACAAUUAUACCUCUUCCUGGAGAGCAAGUACAGGUUCAGGGGGUCAUCCAGACAGCUCAGUCUUCUGUAAUUCACCCACCACACGUGCAAACGGUAUCAUCUUUAUCAGAAAGUGAGGAGUCUCAGGACUCAUCAGACAGUAUAGGCUCCUCACAGAAAGCCCACGGGAUUCUAGCACGGCGCCCAUCUUACAGAAAAAUUUUGAAAGAUCUAUCUUCUGAAGAUACACGGGGCAGAAAAGGAGACGGAGAAAACCCUGGAGUUUCUGCUGUCACUUCUAUGUCUGUUCCAACUCCCAUCUAUCAAACUAGCAGUGGACAGUACAUUGCCAUUGCCCCAAAUGGAGCCUUACAACUGGCCAGUCCAGGCACAGAUGGAGUACAGGGACUUCAGACAUUAACCAUGACAAAUUCAGGCAGUACUCAGCAAGGUACAACAAUUCUCCAGUAUGCCCAGACCUCUGAUGGACAGCAAAUACUUGUGCCCAGCAACCAGGUGGUUGUACAAACUGCAUCAGGAGAUAUGCAGACAUACCAGAUCCGUACCACACCAUCAGCUCCUUCGCUGCCCCAGACUGUGGUGAUGGCAGCCCCUGUGACUCUCACGUCUCAAACAGCUAAGACAGAUGACCCCCAGCUGAAAAGAGAAAUAAGACUGAUGAAAAACAGAGAAGCUGCUCGAGAAUGUCGCAGAAAGAAGAAAGAGUAUGUGAAAUGCCUGGAAAAUCGAGUUGCAGUCUUGGAAAAUCAAAACAAAACUCUAAUAGAAGAGUUAAAAACUUUGAAGGAUCUUUAUUCCCAUAAAAGUGUUUGAUUAAGAAAGAAAAUAUUUUUGCAGACUUGCCUAAAAAUUAGAUGGAUUUCUUUUUAGUGGAGUUUAUAAAUUAAAAGGUCAAAAAUGAAGCUUUUUAUUUAGGCUUUUGCAACUCAAAGAUAAAUAUGCAAGAGAUCUGGUGACAGAAGAUAAAGUGGAAAAUGACCUCAAAGAAGUUACUGGCACAACUGGAAACUCUGUAAAAAUUAAACCUACUCAAGAAGCAGGAAAUGAACUUUCACCAAUUUGAAUUUUCUAAAUAACAAGAAUCCAAAAAUGGCAGAUAAGAUGAAAUUUGGUAAAUUGAUUUUUAAAAUAAAUCAGUUUACCCUGUAGGUUUGCAUUUCUUACUGUUUCCUAAAUUUUACGUUUUCCAAUUGUGUGUGUGUGUGCGCGUGCUUGCGUGUAUCUUUUAUUUCUGCCAAUAAAUUCUAAAUUACAAAUAGAAAAGCUAAUACAUAACUAAAUAUAUAAAUUAUGUGUUCUGAUUAUGUAUACUUGUUCUAUUGUCACGUCUUUUAAAUGGGUUUUUUAAAGUGUUUUUUGAACUUGAGAGGGGUUUUGAGACUUGCCUGGGUUAACUGUUUUUGAGGCUUUGUCCUAAAAGGCAUCUAAGGUACAUGAAUGGAGUGUGGUGAUUUUGUAACUUUUUUUUUUUUUUAAUCAGAAUGGAAGGAGAACUUCUGUUUAAAAGUUUGAUACUUUUAAAUAGCUUGUUUUUUGGUUACUCUGGGAAUGGAGAUUUUCUACAAAUAUAUAAUAAAUUGUUUUUUGAUUCUAUAUUCUGUAUGCAGUUGAAUAUACAUUACUUAUUGUGUUGUGCUUUAAUAGAAAAGAAUGUUUACAGGCCCUUGAGAUGAUAUUAGAGUAUUUUUUAAAAACCUUCUGAAGAUGCAUACCAAAGUUUUCCAAGAGGAUUUUAUAACCAAUUUAAUGCAAGGUUUAUCAGAUUCUAAAUAGUAUGGUUAUUAAGGCAAUUUUAUGUUAGAGUCUAUUUUGUAAUGUAGUGAAUGGUACAUUUCUAAGAAAAGUGACUGCCAAUAUAUUUUUAUAGCUAAUCUUUAUAAAUUCUAAAGUUGAGUUUUUAAUGAUUAUUUUAAAUGUUUAUAUAGUUUGUUAAGUAAAAAAAAUAUUUUGCAUCUCAAAAUAUCAUUUUUAUAUUAUGAGAAGUUUCCAGAUUGGCUAAUAUUUGAAUUGCAAGUUUUGUAUGCAGUUUUAUCUAAAGCUCAAGAAUGCCCAUCAGUACACCAGUGUUUAACCUCUGUACUCCAGUUUGUGUUCACUUUGAAAUUGUACUGCAAAACUAUUGUGCGCUUCUUAUACAAUAUGUAGCAUAUUGUUGUCUGUGAAAUUAAAGGAUAUUUGAUAAAAUUAAGUUUGCCAAAUGUAAAAUAUAUUGCUUGAUAUGUGAACAAGCUUCCUGAUAGCCAUUCCAUUAAUUAUACUAACUAUAGUACCUUUCUAGUUUUAAAAUGAGGAUAAAUUUAAAAUUCUGGUCUACACAGCCUAUUUUAAGAGAGGGUAUCUUUUAUAUGUUUGAUUCAGUCAGAACCAGUUAUAAUAAACUAAAAGUAGCUAAAUUUUUUGUUCUCUAAAGGAGCCUGUAUGUAGAAACCUUAAUUGACAAAUUUAUGUAAUCCUAAUGAAAAACUGAAUUAACGGUAUUUUUAAAAACGGGACUCUGUUGAUUUGGCAGUUUAUGAAAAGAAAAAAAGUUUGAUCACCUGUGGGAUUACUUAUAUCACUUACUUAGUAUAAAGCCAAGAGGAGGUAUGGGGUCAAUGUGUUAUAUCAAGAGUAUUUUAAAAGAUAAUAUAGGGUAGAUGUUAUGCUUGGCUGUCACAGGGAUCAUUUAGCUCUUAAUGCCUUAACAGCUGGACAUCAUAAAUAUUUAUAGACUUAACACUGCCUGCAGACUUCUGGUGUAGAGCCUCGCUCUCACUAAAUCAAGUUACCUAGGCUAGCAAUAUAGAACGGGUAUGAGCAAGCUACUGAUGAUUCCAUAAAUGCAUACCAGAUUAUCUUUCAAGAUGUUUUUCUAACUUGAAUCCAGUGAGGGGCUUAUGAAAUUUUGAAAGUGAUUAUAGUCCAAACCUAAAUUAGACUCCAAAAGUUCAAAAGACCAGUGAUAUUUCCUUAGCCAAUUUACUGUUUUACAUGAAUUUAUUAUGUUUAUAUAUUGAUGGAAAUAAUUACUGCCCAUGAACAAAUCUUGAGUAUACAAAUUAUCACUUCAAUUUUAUUGUGCAGAGCAUGAAUGGCAUGUAUUAGAGCUUUGAAAAUCUUACUACAGUUGACCCUUGAACAAUGCAGGGGUUAGGGGCACGGACCCCCUAUGCAGUCAGAAACCACACACAAUUUUGACUCCCCCAAAACUCAUAUGAACCUGUUGACCUUAUUGCCUUACCAAUAACAAUUAACAAAUAUUUUGUAUGUUCCAUGUAUUAUAUACUGUAUUCUUACAAUAGAGCUAGAGAAGAGAAAAUAUUAAAAUCACAAGGAAAAUACAUUUCUAGGACUAUACUGUAUCGAAAAAGAAAGAUCCAUGUUUAAGUGGAUCUGCACGGGUCAAGACUGUGUUGCUCAAGGGUCAGCUAUGUAUUUGUUCAUUCAAUAAUUAUAUUGGAGUUACUGGUUAAAUGUGUUUUUCUCCAGUGAAAAUAUGUGGACAUAGGGAUGAUAUAAAAAUAUUUAUGGCUUGUAAUUAUAUAGUUGUAAUAAUGGCAGUUAAAAUUCUCAGAAAAGAUGUAGAAAUGAUAUAAAAUGAGUGAAAUUUGACUAAGGGCUUGAUUUAAAGGAAAAGUCACAGGUUAUAGUGAAACAGAAUAAUGUGAAAGUAUAUGAAAAUCUAAUUACAGUUAUAUUUGUUAUACAAAGUAGGUUAUAUUUAAUAACUACUGCUUGUUUUUACUAUAAAACAAAGUAAAGGAAUGCUUAAUAUAUUAAGGUUGUAGAAUUCAGAAGCCUGUGCUAGGGAGAGUUUGGCAAGAAUCUUUCCAAGAACAGUCAUUUGGAAGAGGUUUAGGCUAUUUAGCCUUUUUUUUUUUUUUUAAAGAGACAGAUUCUGGUAACUCUAUCCCCUCAGUGUAAGUUUCUUUAUAACAAACAUUAGGCAUUAGAGAUCGAGUUUUUAUUAUGUCAUGGUUGAGAUCCUUUUCCUCAAAGUUGACAGGAUAUAUAUAGUAGUUAACUGCCUUAGAUAAGUAUAUAUAACAGUUUUAACUGGUAACUUACAUAAAUAUAAAUUUUUAAAUUGUUACAAAUCCUGGGUUUCCUAUUAUACAUCCCAGUCAUACCAUUUCCUUAAUAUGGAGUAUUUAUUGAGGAAACUACUGAAGUAAGGGCAUUCAUUCAUUCAGAUAUUUAUUAAAGGCCUUUUUAUGUCAAGCCUUACUAGGAAAAGAGUGGUGAACAAGAUAGUGUUACAGCUCUUGUGCAAUUUAGAUAGUGAUGUCAUCCUAUGAGCUUGUUACUUGCCUAAGAUUAUAUGAGCAUUAAUAACCAGGGAUCUGGGACUUAAACCUAAUAUCUAACCAUUCAAUCCUAGUAGUCUUGAGGUGCCUGGCUGGCUCAGUCGGUAGGGCAUGCGACUCCUGAUCUCAGGGUUGUGAGUUUAAGCCCCACGUUGGGUGUAGAGCUUACUUUAAAGAUAAAUAAAUAAAAGGGCACUAAUUCCAUUUAAAAAACAAAGUAAAAUAGUCUCUCCUCUUUAUUAAACUCGGGGCAGGGGACUCUCUUUUGUGCUUUUCCGUGUCCCCAUAGUCCAGAGACAGCACUUACCUGGUUCAUAGGGAUGCUCCAUAAUGUUUAAAUGAAUAAAGGUCUGGGGUUUUAACUCACUAAGGCAUAGAGAAGUUUGAUACUUUGCCCAAAUCACACAGUAAAUAACAAAACUAGGGUUCAGAGCUAGGUGUGAUCAACUCCUAAAGUCCGUGGUCUUAACCUUCAUUAUGUACCUUCUUAUCUGUUGAAGUGUCUGAAAAGCUUUGUUCCAUUGUAUCUUUACCCUUUAUCAAAGAUUUUUAAAGUUCUACCUAAAUGUGUCCACGAGAUUUAUUUCCAACCUUGAAAACAUUUGGACUAAUCAAAAUGGUGCUGCUGUAAUUUCUUAUCAUACUUUAGUACUUCAUAUAGAGAUUUUCAGACAUAGACCCAGUGACCCAGCCCGACAGCACAUGGUAAGAGUUACAAAGGCCUCGGCUAUUUAACAAAACCGAAAGUGGCAACAAAAUAAUGCAGCACAGGACUUGCACAUCCUUGAUGAGGACAUAAUCAGGAGCAAGUUAUUCAAACAAACCAAAUGCAAAUUUGUUUUUACACUUUUCAUGUUUACUUUUAGUCUUUGCUUCAUAAAGCCACUGAUAAUUGAGGAAACUUUCAAGUAUGGGAUUUCUAAUUUUUUUUAAGAUUUUUUUUUUAUUUGAAAUAGAGA